CCCCCCCAAACCCAAACCCCAACUCUCAGCCUCUCCCUCUCUACCAACAAAUUUUUUCCAAAGCCUCCUUCUCCCUCGUUCUUUAUAGCUGAGAUGGCGAAAGGUGGCAAGCUGACCAAGCUCAAGUCAGUUCUCAAGAAAUGGAACUCAUUCAGCAAGCAAGGGCGCGUGAACGUCAGCCCCGUUCCCUCUGCUGGCGACGACGAUUCCUCCACCAUCGCCAGAGACCUCCACCCCGUCUACGUUGGCAAGUCAAGGCGGCGCUACCUUGUUAGCUCGGACGUCGUUGACCAUCCGCUCUUCAGAGAGCUUGUGGAGAGGUCCGGCAACUCUGACGACACCAUCAACGUGGCAUGCGAGGUCGUGUUGUUUGAGCACUUGCUUUGGAUGCUGGAGAAUGCUGAUCCACAGCCGGAGUCAUUGGACGAGCUCGUUGAGUUCUAUGCUUGCUGAUCAUCACUGCGGCGACAUGAGCCAUGAGACAUGGUUAUUAUAAGUUAUUAACUCUUGGGCGGGGUGACUAAAAUAACUAAGAGGGUCAUGUGGUAUGGGAUCCUAUAUAUGCAGGGUGAUUCUCUGUGGUCAUCAUUCGCACGGUAUAAUAUAUAUAUAUAUAUAUAUAGUUGUACAUUCUUUGAAGUUUAAUAACGAUUAGCGGUGUAGAGAAAAAUGGAAUUAAGAUAGCUACAGAAGAUCAGAGGCAUGCUGUGAUCAUGAGCGUUUGAGUGAUUGAACGGUGAGGAUUAACCCUUUUCACACCGGCUAAUGAUCUCCUGGCCUGGUGGAAAUUAUCAUUUGUUCUUCUUCAUUUGUACUUAUAUAAGAUAUGUUUAUUUCUGUAUAAUUAGAGAAAUUAAUAUAUGUUUUCACUGAUCAUGAGCCUUAA
This is a messenger RNA of Alnus glutinosa, 886 nucleotides long. Its product is annotated as auxin-responsive protein SAUR76. Gene Ontology annotation, biological process: response to auxin. The transcript has a single exon. The record is from RefSeq and is a predicted model, not a curated record. NCBI's taxonomy places the organism in Eukaryota, Viridiplantae, Streptophyta, Magnoliopsida, Fagales, Betulaceae. Bases 94 to 453 code for a protein of 119 amino acids.